Glycine soja is the source of this 1071-nucleotide messenger RNA. RefSeq names its product E3 ubiquitin-protein ligase MIEL1. Gene Ontology annotation, molecular function: zinc ion binding; ubiquitin protein ligase activity. NCBI's taxonomy places the organism in Eukaryota, Viridiplantae, Streptophyta, Magnoliopsida, Fabales, Fabaceae. Gene Ontology annotation, cellular component: nucleus. Gene Ontology annotation, biological process: ubiquitin-dependent protein catabolic process; protein ubiquitination. The coding region runs from base 86 to 901 and encodes 271 amino acids. The transcript has 12 exons. The record is from RefSeq and is a predicted model, not a curated record.
ACGGCAGGGACUAACGUGACUAUUUUCCAAUGGUGAAAAUCACUGUUAAAUAAACCUAAUCUUUGUUUAGCUUGCACCUUGAUGAAUGGAGCCUGCAACCGAGAAGAGAGAGGAUUUUGGGAAGUUGCAGUACGGAUGCGAGCACUAUAAGAGACGAUGCAAAAUUCGAGCACCAUGCUGCAAUCAGAUUUUUCCAUGUCGUCACUGCCACAACGACGCCGCGAACUCAUCUAGCAACCCCGCAGAUCGUCAUGAACUUGUUAGACGCGAUGUUAAGCAAGUUAUAUGCUCUGUCUGUGAUACUGAACAGGAGGUUGCCAAGGUGUGUUCUAGCUGUGGCGUCAAUAUGGGAGAAUAUUAUUGCGAGAUUUGCAAAUUCUAUGAUGAUGAUACGGAUAAAGGACAAUUCCAUUGUGAUGAAUGCGGCAUUUGCAGGGUUGGUGGUCGUGAUAAGUUCUUUCACUGUAAGAAAUGUUGUGCUUGCUAUUCAGUGAGUGUGCAAAACAAUCACUCAUGUGUAGAGAACUCAAUGAAGAGUUUCUGCCCUAUCUGUUUGGAGUACCAAUUUGAUUCAAUAAAAGGCAGCACCAUUUUGAAGUGUGGACACACAAUGCAUAUGGAGUGCUAUCGAGAGAUGGCAACUCAAAAUCAGUAUCGCUGUCCUAUAUGCUUGAAGACAAUAGUCAAUGAUAUGAACUGGGAAUAUUUAGAUCGAGAGAUUGAAGGCGUUCAUAUGCCUGAGGAGUACAAGUUUGAGGUUUCAAUUCUAUGCAAUGAUUGUAACUCUACCAGCACAGUAUCUUUUCACAUAUUUGGUCACAAGUGUUUACAGUGCGGUUCGUAUAACACCCGUAGGAUUUCGAAACCCAAACAAGAAGGUUUGGGUGUUAGUGGAACCUAAUUAUAAAAUCAUCCCAAAAUUUCUAUUCUAUUCUUUACAUUUUGUUUUAAUCACUUUUGCUUAUUUUCCCGAUGUAAUAUCAAAGGGAAAUAAAAGGAUAUACAUUAUUAUUUUGCCGAUAGUAUUGGCUUAUGUUGUGAAAUAUAUUGUGACUUGUGUUACUUGCAUGC